Eublepharis macularius is the source of this 2042-nucleotide messenger RNA. It is a transcript of the gene RAB25, whose product is annotated as RAB25, member RAS oncogene family. Gene Ontology annotation, biological process: exocytosis. Lineage: Eukaryota; Metazoa; Chordata; Lepidosauria; Squamata; Eublepharidae. The record is from RefSeq and is a predicted model, not a curated record. The transcript is spliced from 5 exons. Gene Ontology annotation, cellular component: recycling endosome. Gene Ontology annotation, molecular function: GTPase activity; GTP binding. The coding region runs from base 318 to 965 and encodes 215 amino acids.
CCUGCCCUACUGGUGCUUAGUUUUUCUCUACCUUUCCUGCCACCUUGUUCCUAGAGCCUCCCCCACCCAUCCAUCCACCCUCAUUCCAAACAAUUGCUUUCCUUUGAGGAGAUAAACUUUGCUCUCAGUCCAGGUUUUCAAGCUGUCUACGCACUGGUUUUAGCAUUUCACAUCUCUGCAAGGGGGGAAAAAUACAGCCUGCUGUUUCCCUUUUUUCCUCUUCCUUCCUGGUUUGUUGGCUUGACGCUUGGUAGCUGAGGAAGAAGACUGAGGAAGGAGACCAACCAGUGGCAGCUGGCCCACCAAGGCAGGGAGCCAUGGGCACCUCGGAGGAGGAUUAUAAUUUUGUUUUUAAGGUGGUCUUGAUUGGAGAGUCUGGAGUAGGGAAGACAAACCUCCUUUCCCGUUUCACCCGCAAUGAAUUCAACCAUGACAGUCGCACCACCAUCGGGGUUGAGUUUUCCACCCGCACUAUUAUGGUGGGAGAUGCCCUAGUGAAAGCGCAGAUCUGGGACACAGCCGGGCUGGAGCGUUACCGUGCCAUCACCUCUGCUUAUUACAGGGGAGCAGUGGGGGCCCUCUUGGUUUUUGACAUCACCAAGCACCAGACGUACGAUGUGGUGGAGCGCUGGCUGAAGGAGCUAUACGACCAUGCCGAGGCCACCAUAGUCGUGAUGCUGGUUGGCAACAAGACAGACCUGGCCCAAGCCCGGGAGGUUCCUGCCGAAGAGGCCAAAAUGUAUGCAGACAACAAUGGCCUGCUCUUUGUGGAAACUUCAGCACUGGACUCGACAAACGUCGAAUUGGCUUUUGAAACUGUUUUGAGAGACAUUUUCAACAAAGUGCAGAAGCAGAAGCAGAAGAGCCCACUAGACAACACAGUCGUGCUCUCUGCUGAAAACCCCAAUGCUGAGUCCACUUCUCAGCACGUGGAAGGGAAACGUGCAUGCUGCCUGAACCUCUGAAUGGGGAGGGGGCAUGCAGAGAGCAUCAGUCAGGUUGUGGAGGCUAUGGGAAGCGCGUGUGUGUUCCCCACUCAAAUGCUGUUGUUGAGAGAUGCUGUCCAGUCUCUGCAGUUGGUAGUGUAUGAAAUUUGGCUCUGGCCACCCCUACCAAAAUAGAGAGACUGCAUGGUGUCUUGGAGGAACAAAGCAAUUUACGCCACCAAGGUCCAUGGAAAAAUUCUCUCUGUAGCGCUAUACACUUUGAUCUCUUCAUCUCUCAGGCUAGUCUUCCAUCCUAUCAAGCCAUAGCUUUCUAUGGGAGGUGCAAUUUGGCAAAAAUUAGUUUGCAACUAAGUUCCAUCAGGACAGGACCUGGCAAUGACCAGCGAAAGCCCCAGCAAUUAAUCCUAACCAGGCUGACUUGAAGUAAGAUGCACUAUGUUCAGUGGAUCUUUUCUGUUAGUAACUUAAACAUAAAAUGAAACCCUGACAUCUGUUAUUUUAUAGCAAGGUCAGAUUUGGGAAGGGAAGAGGCCUUUUUAAAUUUUCUACCUGCAUGAUCCCUAACUUGGAUUGCUCAAGUAAGCCUGAUUUUGCCACAUCUUUGUUGUUUGUUGUUGACAUCUUAGAAGCUAAGCAGGGUCAGCCUUGGAUACGAAUUGGAUGGGAGUCCACCUCUAUACAGAUAGGCAAUGGCAAAUCACUUUCGUUAGUGUCUUGCUUUGAAAACCCCAGCAGGGGUUGCCAUAAGUUAGCUAUGACUUGAGGGCACUCUCCACCAUAUAUCUGUAGGGAUUUUCUUUUACUGGAACAGUCAUUCAGAGUUGAAAUUUGGCACCUGCGGUUGUAAGUGGUGUGGUUCAUCCUUCCCCAUCAGGGUUUUUGCCUCCUCAUUCUCCUGUAUGUGUGAAUUGGGCUUCCAUUCUCAAAUCUCUGUAACCAAAACUUUGUGUAAUAAAAACACUUCCUCUGAAUACCACGCCAUCCAAAAGACACAGACACAACCUUGUGGAAAUGGAAAUCCGCCAGUAUGUGUACAUUUAUAUAUUUAUAAAUAUACAUAGAACGUAUUUUGUAAAUAAAUUGUGCCGGAGUCUA